AUGUCAUCAGAGACUCCAUCGACUCUUCCCACUCACCAAGACUCGCUCUCCCUCUCAUCUUGCCUAACCAAAUACAAAGUGACUAUCCAAGACCCUCAAAGUCGAUCCUCCGCCUUGACCCGCAUCAGCCAACAUUCAGAUCGUCAAUCGAAUAUGGAUUUCCUACGCUCAACAAGAGACAAAGGUGGAAAUCUAAUUCGUUAUCUGUGGCUUAGUGAUGCAUCUGACUUAGGACCUCUCGAACUUGUGGAAGUGGACGGUCCGAGACCCGAGAACCGACCGAUGAUUAGGAAUGGUAGAAACCAAAUUGAUUUACAAAUCCCAUUCGAUUUCCAAGAGGAAUUUGAUGGGAUUGAGAUGAGCGGAUUUACCAAUUCCAUUAAAUCAUCCAAUGUGCUAAACGAUUGGAAAGACAAGUCUGAAUUCCAACUGACUAUGACGAAUGAUAGUGAACUGCACAACGGAGAUUCAUUCGUUUCAGCUGAUGUGAUCGAUGAGGUGGUCGUUCCUGAAUUAACACUUGAUUGUUACAUGGGCGAAAGUAAAGUGAAAUCUUUAGAUGGGUUAGUAGGUAGUUUAAGAGGCAGAACCAUCAUUUAUGGAAAAGAACCUGGACAACAAGAUGAAUCGACCGAUGAUCCUGCUAGUACGAUCAUCAACGAAGAACAUAUUCGAGUUGGUAAUCCUGAUGGUGUAUCGAAUAAAAUUGACACGUUUGAAAGUCAAGUUGUUAAAGUUGCCAGUACUAGCGUCGAAAUUGGAAAUGGCGAUGGGAUCCGAUUGGUCAUUGCUAAGAUGUCUCUAGAAGAUGAUGAUACCGCCAGCUUUAGAGUUGAAGCUGGUAAUGCUGAUGGUAUCAAAAGAGAUAUCUGA
Kwoniella botswanensis is the source of this 873-nucleotide messenger RNA. RefSeq lists its product as uncharacterized. The coding region runs from base 1 to 873 and encodes 290 amino acids. The record is from RefSeq and is a predicted model, not a curated record. The transcript has a single exon. NCBI's taxonomy places the organism in Eukaryota, Fungi, Basidiomycota, Tremellomycetes, Tremellales, Cryptococcaceae.